AAAAAGAAAACUCCCCGGAUGCUGCCUAGCCUGAGACCGGCUCGGAACUUUCCAGAAAAGUCGCGGUCGUUUUGUCUGUGGGAGAGAAAGAGGCAGGAGAAGGUGGCACUCGGCGGCAGGAGCGGGUAGACUUACGGGGAAGACGUCAGGCUGCCUUUUUUUUGGCCGAAAGCGCGAGGUAGGGUUGCAUCAUGGUGAAGGAGACCACAUACUACGAUGUGCUUGGGGUAAAACCUAAUGCCUCUCAGGAGGAGUUGAAAAAGGCUUAUAGGAAGUUAGCAUUGAAGUAUCACCCAGAUAAGAAUCCUAAUGAAGGUGAAAAGUUCAAACAAAUUUCCCAAGCCUAUGAAGUCCUGUCUGAUUCCAAGAAAAGAGAGUUGUAUGAUAAAGGUGGUGAACAAGCAAUAAAAGAAGGUGGUAGUGGAAGCGGUUUUGGAUCACCAAUGGAUAUAUUUGAUAUGUUCUUUGGAGGAAGUGGAAGAAUGCAAAGGGAGAGGAGAGGUAAAAACGUUGUUCAUCAGUUAUCAGUAACUUUAGAAGACUUGUACAAUGGAGCAACCCGGAAACUUGCUCUGCAGAAAAAUGUGAUUUGUGACAAAUGUGAAGGACGAGGGGGCAAGAAGGGUGCAGUAGAAUGUUGCCUUAAUUGCAGAGGAACAGGCAUGCAAAUAAGAAUUCAUCAGAUAGGACCCGGAAUGGUUCAGCAAAUCCAGUCUGUGUGCAUGGACUGCCAAGGCCAUGGGGAGCGCAUCAGUCCCAAGGACAGGUGUAAAAGCUGCAAUGGAAGGAAAAUUGUUAGAGAAAAGAAAAUUCUGGAAGUCCACAUUGAUAAAGGAAUGAAAGAUGGUCAGAAAAUAACUUUUCAUGGUGAAGGUGAUCAAGAACCAGGUUUGGAGCCAGGAGACAUUAUCAUUGUCUUGGAUCAAAAAGAUCAUUCUAUAUUUACAAGGCGAGGUGAAGACCUGGUCAUGUCUAUGGUUAUACAAUUAGUGGAAGCACUCUGUGGCUUUCAAAAACCAAUUGCAAUGCUAGAUAAUCGAACUAUAAUAAUUACUUCUCAUCCUGGUCAGAUUGUCAAACAUGGUGAUGUUAAGUGUGUACUAAAUGAAGGAAUGCCAAUCUACCGUAGGCCAUAUGAAAAGGGUCGUCUUAUAAUUGAAUUUAAGGUUCUAUUUCCAGAAAGUGGUUUCCUUUGCUCAGAUAAGCUAUGUCUGUUGGAAAAACUGCUACCGCCAAGGCAAGAAGUGGAAGAAACUGAAGACAUGGAUCAAGUAGAGUUGGUAGACUUUGACCCAUCUCAGGAAAGAAGGCAGCAUUACAAUGGUGAAGCAUAUGAAGAUGAUGAGCACCACCCUAGAGGUGGUGUCCAAUGCCAGACUUCUUAAAAUGGUCUCACAGUUACACUUGUGCUGCUUGUCCUGUAUGUCAGUUGUGGAUGAGUGAAGGACUGAAGUUGCUAUAUUCAGAAUUGCUAUUGUCUCUGUAAUAUUUAAACUUAGUUGUUUUUAAAUCAAGUUAACAAAUUGAAAUCGGUAAAACUACUUGGAUCAAGUUGGAAUGUUCAUAUUUCUAUAGCGGCUCCUAAGGAAACCUGAAGCCACUUUACUCUGGCUUGUUUUAUUUUGUGCAUCAUAAGUGUGUUGUGUGCAAAUGCACUGGCUUAGUAUUCAGUGAUUUCUGUUUAGUAUUAUAAAUUAUAUUCCCUCUUAUGUAUGCAUCUGUAUUUAUGAUACAUAUUAAAGAUGUGAAAUUAAAUUUUGGUAUUCAUCUA
Molecule: messenger RNA, 1771 nt
Organism: Thamnophis sirtalis
Lineage: Eukaryota; Metazoa; Chordata; Lepidosauria; Squamata; Natricidae
Gene: DNAJA1
Product: DnaJ heat shock protein family (Hsp40) member A1
Biological process (GO): protein folding; response to heat
Molecular function (GO): ATP binding; Hsp70 protein binding
Source: RefSeq, a predicted model, not a curated record